Pseudozyma flocculosa PF-1 is the source of this 1362-nucleotide messenger RNA. RefSeq lists its product as uncharacterized. Lineage: Eukaryota; Fungi; Basidiomycota; Ustilaginomycetes; Ustilaginales; Ustilaginaceae. Bases 1 to 1362 code for a protein of 453 amino acids. The record is from RefSeq and is a predicted model, not a curated record. The transcript has a single exon.
AUGGAAGGCAAUGGGGCGAUGGACUUUGCGGACGAUGCCGAUGCGCAGCCUGGGUCAGCAGGGUCGCCCGAGCCUCUCGCCAGCGACAGCGACGUGCAGCCAUCGCAACUACAAGCGGCCGACGUCGAGGUGGAGCUCUUGCAGGCGCAAGUCGACUUUGACGCCGCCAUCAGCGACACCAGCUACCCUUCCGACUCGAGCGAUGCCUCUGAGAGCUCCAGCCACGAGCAGCGGCGCUCACGCAGCAGCACGCCACGCAGUGAGGCCGACUUGGACCACCUUCCCGGCGGCUCGUCUCCUCAAGGCAGCUUGCCAGAGGCGCCAUACCGCUCUCAAGCCCGUCUGCUCUUUCGCCUGAAGCCCGUGAUCCCGAGGAGCACCGCGAAGAGGCCGAGGCCGCACGAUGGCAGCCAGCCAAAGACCAGGAGCGCAGCAGCAAGACGACGGGAGCGGUCUGGACCGACCUGUACCGUCUGCCGUAUUGGAGCAGCGUCAAGUCGUGCCCUGUGGAUGCCAUGCACGCUGUCCUCCUUGGCAGCGUCAAGAGGCUUUGGCAUCGGUUGCUCGUCGAUGCCGGCGUCCUGUCCAAGACCGAGCUCAAGACUUUGCAGAGCCGCUUCGAGGCCUUGGUCGUGCCAAGCGGCGUUGCCCCCAUCCCGCCGCUCCUCGGAAGUCCAGCCAGAGGCUCGCCAACAGCGGCCCAGCUCGCCACCCUGGCCAAAGUCUUGCCAGACCUGCUCGUUGGCCUAUGGCCAGAUGCUGUCGCCAACUACCGCCGGUGCAAAGAGGAAGUCGACCGCCUCACGCAGCAACAGCCGUUUCCCAAGAUACGGUCGAGUGCACGCCGCCAUUGGGUCAAGCUCAAGUUCAAGCACAAAGAGCGGGCUGCAACUUCGGCAUCAGCGGCAGGCGGCGGCGAGACACAACUCGUCGAGGAUGCUGCAGAGGACACCCAUGGCGCCAGCAUCGAUGACUCCGACCUCGACGACAACCCAGAAGGCCCCGGGCCAUCAACAUCUGCUUGCCCCGGCCGCACAGCAGCAUCGGACGCGCCGCCUAAGGCCAAGGACCUCCAUCGCUUGCUGCACCGAGGCUGGAUCAUCCAGAGGCUCGCCCUCCCCCUCUCUCGCUUUGCUGCCAUCUUCUGCAAGGGUGUGCUGGCAGCAGAAGAUGUCGAUGCAGCGGAGGGAUGGGUGCGGUCGUUUGUCGCAGCGCUCGCCGAGGUACCAUUCCUCACACCCAACUCGCACUACCUGCAACACCUUUGGGAGCACAUCCGUGCCUUUGGUCCCCCCUGCUCGUUCUGGGCGUUCCCUUUCGAGCAAGGCAAUCCAUCCCUCACGCAGAUGGUGCGCCGUUUGA